AUGACAGGCUUCCCGCUCUUACCAACGAUACCACCACCACCACCUUCGGACCCUCCGUCAAGGCAACUCAACCAGCAAUCAUUAUCAUCACCUUUUAAUAAUAACAAUAAUAAUAACAAUAAUAAUAAUAAUAAUAGUAAUAAUCCGACCAGCGAACGAUCUUUGACAAGCUCGAGCGGGAAGUUUAGAAGCAAAAAACGAAAUAACAUCAACAACAGUAACAACACUAACAACAACAACAACAAUAAUAAUAACAAUAAUAAUAAUAAUAACGUAGAAUACAAUAACAGUAUCUAUCUAGAAAGCCUAAAUCAGUCACCUUGUCUCGGCCCAAGCGGUAUUCUAUGUGUAUCGAUGCAGCAACAACAAAAUGUCUUAACAAAAUUCAAUAACAGCAGCGGCUCUCAACAAAAGCAACUUUUCAGUAACAGUCUUGCUGGCAGAUUCAAAUCGUCAAAAUCGAACGAUAAAAAUAAGUCUUCCGUGCAAAACUUUCCAACAAACGCCACUACAACAGCCACAACGACGCCGACGACAAAAAACAACAGCAACAACAACAAUAAUAAUAAUAAUAACAACAACAACAACAUCAUGCCGAACGCUGACUACAAUAAAGAGCAUUACGAUUCAUCUUAUCAGGUAAAAAAACAUUUUAUUGGGAAGAAAAAAUGGAAGACCAUAUCGAUGUUACUCAUGCUCACAUCCGCCGUAAUGUUUGCUGUUGUUAUUUAUUUUAUAGCUUCCAAAAUGACACAAUCUGCCAACAAAAGAGUCUGUACCAUAGACUGCGAUAAAGGAGUUAACGAGUUAGAGAGAGAUAUCGAUGAAAACGAGAGAGCGGAUAGGAAGAAGAGACAAGUUAAGAAGAAAAAGAAAGCAAUCCGUAGUGAUAAUAAUGAUGAGAAUAAGAAAAAUAAGAAGAGAAUGUCGGAAAAAACAUUUCUAAAGGGCUGCCCCAAUGGUUGCCACCCUGGGGGCAAGUGUGUCCAAAAAUCCAAAUACGAGAUAACGGAACAAGACGUUGACGACGACAAUGACGACGGCUACCUGGUGUGGCUCUGCGAGUGUCGCAUGCGCAGCGGCUUCGAUGGCUGCGCAGACGAGGAAGCGGAAAUGACGUGCAAUGACGGUAUUGAUGAUGAUAACGACGGCCUUAUAGACUGUCUAGACAGCGACUGUCUGAUAGACACAGUCUGCCAGCACAGCAUCAAGUUCAGAACCGUAGACCCCGUUGACCUUUCAAUCAAAAGAUCAUAUUUUACAGAUUUGGUAAGUUUUUACGAGAGGUUUAGAUUUUUAUUUGACAACCAAGACUUCCACGUGCAGUCAGACCAUGCGUUCUUUUCUGAAAAUUUCGACAUCAUCGUAAACGGCGGGGGCACGGUGACCUUGAUAUUGCAGGCGGCCAACUUCACCCCAAAAGAAAUAAAUGUCUACGUGCCCACCAAUCGCAGAAUCACCCUCGGGACAAUCUACCUCCACCCGCAAAACGCCAAAACGGAUUUCGGCUCCGUUCCUAAUGACAAACCCAAAUGCCCGGGUGUAUUUCAUGAUUAUGUUUAUCUGAGGCCUGUAAUUUAUUCGCCUUCGGCCAAUGCACACGAGGGGUAUAAGGGCUUUCAGGCAGCAAAUAUCGCUACUACACUGACGGCAGUCGCUAUUGAAUCCACGGCAUUUGGGUUUGGAAAUAACUUUUUCAAUCUCACUACAAGCCAUUUUGCCGUUACUGGUGCCGAACUUGAUCCGUCUGCCGAAGAAGAAAUGGCAGAAAUGGCUCGAAGACAAUCCUGCUUACAUUUUAUCAAUUUUCACCACAUCCUCCUAUGUUUGAUAGCCACAUUCGGCCUAGUCACAAACACCUUAUCGAUCGUUGUACUGAACAAGGAUCGAAACAACCAAGUAGCUAUCUUCCUACUAAAAAGCUUAGCUAUAUUCGACAAUAUAGCUAUAUUUAUGGGGACGUUUUGCUAUUUAGUUGUAGCUCUACUCUUCAGAAUCAUAGAUAGAUCCGUCUAUUUGUACUACUAUAAGUAUGCUACAGUUAUUUUGAAUCCAAUUGGUACCACAGUUCAGGCCUGUGUCAUAUGGUGUACCGUACUUUUGGCUGUUAAUAGCUUCUCUAACUACCUCAACCACUCGCUCAACAACAACAACGUCAACGACAAUUUUUUAAACGAUAGUCGCUUAUUUGAUGUUAGUCGCGACAAUUAUUUUUCAACUUACGACAGUGUAGGUGAUAAAUUUUUGAAUGUAAGGGGUUCUCUUAUGUACAAAAACAACAACAGCAUCAGCAGUCUUCAUCAUCAAUACAAAGAAACUUAUUUUAAAUUAACGUCACCAUCAUCAUCUUCAUUCUUAUCAUCCUCAUCAUCUUCAUCCUCAUCAUCUUCAUCCUCAUCAUCUUCAUCCUCAUCGUCAAAAAAACACAAGAAACCUCCAAAAAAACCCAAACCGUGCGCCACAUACUCUUACGUCUCCGAGACAGAGUUCGGCAAGACAAAAUUCUACAAAACGUACAACAACAUAAUCUACAACGCUGUCGUCUUGAUUCUGCCGCUCUUUUUAUUAGUCGGCCUCAACAUCCCCAUCAUCGCUACUCUCAAAAAAUCUCAAGAAAAUAUGAAGAAAAAUUCAUUAGGCUAUAGAGGAAAGCAGGAAAAAAAUAUCACAAUGGUUAUAAUAAUAAUCGUUCUGGAGUUCAUUUUAUGCCACUUCCCAGACCGAAUCCUGUACGUUAUGAAAGCCUUUUCAAACUUACAGGAGAAAUGUCCGAGUCCGUAUUUCUUUGCCUACCGAGUCAUUGGGGUCAUGGUUGUCCUGAACUCGUCAACCGAUUUCCUGAUAUAUUAUUACUUUCGUAAGAGGUUUAGGACGAUCUUGAAGAAUAAAGUCUGCCGUUGUGGUCGGCAGAGGGUGCAGAGUAGCCUCUCUACGACUGAGUUUGAUGAUGAGGAGUUGAGUCUGCAGAGAAGGUAUAGUCAAGUCCUCGUAAAACAUUGACUGUGUGUGCGUGUGUGCGUGCGUGUGUUUGUGUAUUUGUGUAUGUGCGUGUGUGUUUGUGUAU
Messenger RNA from Helobdella robusta, 3064 nucleotides. RefSeq lists its product as hypothetical. Bases 1 to 3000 code for a protein of 999 amino acids. Lineage: Eukaryota; Metazoa; Annelida; Clitellata; Rhynchobdellida; Glossiphoniidae. Gene Ontology annotation, biological process: G protein-coupled receptor signaling pathway. The transcript has 15 exons. Gene Ontology annotation, molecular function: G protein-coupled receptor activity. Gene Ontology annotation, cellular component: membrane. The record is from RefSeq and is a predicted model, not a curated record.